Molecule: messenger RNA, 4179 nt
Organism: Tetrahymena thermophila SB210
Lineage: Eukaryota; Ciliophora; Oligohymenophorea; Hymenostomatida; Tetrahymenidae
Exons: 12
Source: RefSeq, a predicted model, not a curated record
AUGAAACUUAAAUUGCUAAUAAUUACCUUGAGCUUGAUGUUUUCAAAUGAAUAAGCCUGCCCUUAAGGAUAAGGAUUUGACCCUUACUAAAAUCUAUGUUUUAAGUGCUCUUAAAAUUGCUAAAGUUGCUAAUUAGGAUUGAACCCUUCUUCUAACUUAUAUUCAGAAUAAUAUUAAACUUGCUAGCAAUGCUCAACUGCUUUUUAUCUAAGCGAAGAUUAUGAAAGCUGUCUAAGCGAAUGCUAAUAUUAUUUUGACCCAUUACAAAACUAGUGCUAAUAGUGCUAAUUAGAGGGAUGUCUUCUGUGCACUACUUAAAAUACUUGCAAAGUAUGUAAAGAAAACUUUUAACUAACAGAUGGAAUAUGCAUCUCUGAUUGUUUAGGCUAGUCGAAAUUCCUAAUUUAAAAUAGCCAGUGUACCUUUUAAUGCGGAUUAGGACAAACAAAAAAUGACCAGUUUUCAACAUGCUAAAUAAUAAACAAAUGCCCUAUAUAAUAAUCUGAAAGCAAUUAUUGUCAUACAUACUAAGUAAUAUAAACGUAGACUAUUUUAUCAAUUGAAAAAUAUAUUGAUAACAACUAAUAAGAAAUAAUGGUCACUUACGAUAAUAUAGGAAAUAUCAAGUUUUGGAGAUAUAUUACACCAGUGAUAAAUUUCCUUUCAGAGAUUAAACCAACUUUAAGUAAUCCUAAUAACUCAUUGUUUUGUAAAUUAUCUCAAAAGUAAUUCUAUCUCUGUAUGUACCCUAAAUAUAUUUAGGCAUUUGACCUAAAAUCACCACAAAUAUAGGAAAUACAUGCUCUAUAAUAGUCAUCUAAAGGUACACUGUCUUUUUUUGACUUUGCUUCUUAUAAUGGAAUGGAUUAUAUUUGCAUAAAAAGUGAAUAAAAUGUACUACUUUUUAAAGUAAUAAAUAUUUUUAAUAAUAACUCUUCUUUGGAUUGGUCUCAAAACUAUAUACAGUUCCAAGCAGAUAGUAGCUACUAUAUAUGCAUUGUAUAAUUUAGUUAAGAGAUUUUAAUAUACAAAUCAGCAGAAAAAUGGAUCGAUAGCAGUGGUAAAACUUAAAUUGGAGUUUUAUAUAAGCAAUAAUUACCUAUAUGCUAUCUUUAUAACAAGUAUAAUGCAAUAUCUAGAGCCACUUAAAAAAUAUACAUCUUAACUGGAGCAAAUAACUAUGCUAUUCUAAUCCUGAAUGAAAAAUCUGUUUAAAGCUGUUAAGAAUUUAUCAUCUAAAAUAUGGAUACAAACAAUUACUUGGUAAGCUUUCUUUCUUCUGAGACUAAACUCAUGCUUAUUUUACAGAAUUAAAAAGUUUCUUAUAAUAAUUUAUCUUAUAAAUUAUUCAACAUUACUUCAAACACAAAUGGCAAUAAUUCUAUUAGCGAAGUAGUAAGUUUUAAUAUGCGUAUUGUAGAUAAAGAUAUUGUUAUUACUACUGAUGAAAAUAAUAUUGCUUCAGUAAUCUUGAAUGAUAACUAAAGCUAUAAAAUAGAUAAAUAAACUAUUUGCAAGAAAUAAAGCUAUCCAAAUUAACAUGAAGGAUCCUUUAGUUCAAAUACUUAUGAUUCUUAAGGAAAAAAAUAUGCCUUGCAAGGAUUUCAAUUAACCUAUCAAUUGAGAGACAUGAGAAAUGGAGAUAUAAUUUUGAACACUAAUUUCAUUUAAUUAUAUUAACCUUUACAAAAUAAAUUAAAAAAUAGAGUAUAUCUUUUUUAGUUUGGAGGAAUUUUAAUAAUAGACUUUAGUAAAGACCCUUAAAAUGAAUCAGAGUUUAUAACUUAAGUAGCUAUGCCAAGAGCAUUUUCAAAUGGUAUUCCCUUUUUUGAUAGCGAUGAAAAUUUUUAUGUCUACAAUUUCGACGACAUAAAUUGGAAAUCAGUUGUAGCAUAUACAUCAAAUGGAUAAAUUAUAAAAGAAAUACCUGCCAGGUUAGAUCUAACAUAUAGUUAGGUUUAUAGAUUUUUUGAUUAAGUUAAAAAAAUUGUAUGUCUCGUAGAUUAAAUGGAUGCAACACUUUCUUACUUUGACUUCAUAAAUUUGACAACUUAUGAUUUUAAGCUUUUUAAUGGUCAAUAAGCAGAAAAUAUUCUUUAUGCUUAUUAAAUUAACGAUGCAAAUAUAAUAUGCAUAACAACAAAUAAUAUGUUUAUUAUAGAUUUUUUAGAUAAUAACUUAAAUUCCUUGUAAGUUUAAUACUCUGCCUAUGGAAAGGUUAUUUACUAAAUUGUUUAUGGUGAUUUUAUUUUAGCUUCAUAUGAUUUAAACAAGAUCUAAAUUAUACACUAUCCAUCAUCUUCUGAGUCAAUUAUAUAAUGCUCUUAGUCAGUUAGCUAAAUAAUAACAUUUUAUGAUUAAAUACAUUUUGGAUUCCUUUAAGGAUUAAAUUUGAAGGUUUAUUCUUUAUCUUAAAAUCAAAUUAAAUAAGUAUUUUAGAUAUACUUACCUUUUCUAUCAUGUUAAUAGUAAACUAUUUAAUAUUUCUCUGAUAGCUACUUAGACGAAAAGGCCCUACUUCUAGAUUAAGAUAAUUCUGGAAUCUGCAACAUUUAUGGUAAUGAAGGAUAUAACAAUUCUUAGGUUCAAAUGAAAGUACCUGGAUAAAUGUAUCUUGAUUAUAUAUCACUUUCAAAGCUAAAUUUUAUCAAUUUAGCCUCUUUUAUUGAUAUAUCUCUAGAUAUAAUAUAUCUUGUUUUAAGGGAUUCAUAAAAUAAUAUGUUUUUAUGUUCAACUUUAUAUAAAUCGCAGCUAAAAAUUAAUAUUAUAGCAUAAAUUAACUAACCAACUCUUACAAAUGUUCAAGGUAUUUUAUCAUAUGGAAACUAUUAAACAAUAUAUUAUGAUAAUGGUUUUAUAAUUUAUAAGAAUGAGUCUAUACUUUAAAUGAUUGAUAAUAUACCUUCUUAAAUUAAUCAGUUUAUAGUUGAUUUCUAAGAAGAUACUUUAGUUAUAUCAAAUUCAUUCUGCUAAUGGUUCAUUUUUUAGUUUUCUACUGGUUAAUUUAUGUAUGAAAUGCCUCAAGAUCCAAAUUAUGAUCCUAUUCUAAAAUGUACCUCAUCUUUUGAUAGAGUUAACAAAAAUAUUUUGUUGAAAUAAACUACAUAAAUAACAAGCUUUUCAUACAGCUAAAAUAAAACUAAUUGGUUUUUAACAACUAAAACAUUAGGAAAUUCUCGUAUGGUAAGCUUAUAUAGUUUGGAUUAGUUAAACUUGUUUUAUUUAGUAACAAAUCCAUGUAUCGCUGUAGUAUAUACUGCACCAUCUUUUAAAAAAUUUAAUUACUUUGCUAUAGUAUUCUAAACUGUAACAUUUGUUAAAUAAUUCUAUGAUAGCUAUAAUUAAAGAAUUAUUUUAUCAUUCAUAAAUAAUAUUGAUAUCGAUCAACUUUCUUAUUACGACUACCCAUUAAAUUUAAUUGUAGCACCUAACUAAAAGUUAUUAAUUUAAAUAAUGUAUCUUGACGAUUAAUAUACAACUUCGGCUUCUCAGGUUAGAUCAAUAGACAUCUCUUAGUACUCCUAAACCUUUUCAUAAUAUAACUAGUAAACUAAAUUUACUAUUAUUGAAGAUUUUUAAAAGGAUAUACUUAUUAUAGUAUUUGCAGAUAAUGUGUUCUUUAUUUAAAUUUCAUAAACUUAAAUAAUUCAUUAUCUCAACUUUUAAGAAAAUCUAAGCUAAUCCUAAGAUGGCGGAUAAAUUAUAUCUAUAAGCCUUGAUAAACAAAGCAAUAUACUUACAUGCAUCACAUAAGAAAAUAUCAUAAUUUAUGAUUACUCUUCAAUUACUUUCUAUGAUUAUUAGAAUUUUUAUUUAGGUCCUCAAAAUGCAGAUUUAAUUAGUUAUAUCCCAUAAGCAAUGAACUAAAACGAUAAUUUAACUGUAUUUGCAAGAGAAUUCAAUUACAAUUAAAUUUCUUUUUAUUAAAUCUCUUUGUAAAAUUAAACAAUAACACCAUCUUUAAGCUUCGAUGUGACUCUAGACUAAGAUUUAUAAUUUACAUUAAAAGGAGGACCACUUGGACAAAUAUCAAAUAUAAAUAAUAGCACUAAGUAUAAUUAUAGAAUUAUACAAAUUUUAAAAUAAGCUACAAAUGAUACAAGAAUUAAGCUUCUUCCCUGUUCUGCUACUUUAAAACACAAUAACUUCUACUUUAUAUCUAUAAAUUAUAGACUAUGA